CAACGCUCUCUGUCUGGUGACGCAAGUUUCCCGCCCUCACUUCUACAAUCCCCGUGUGUGCGAAAGUUGGCAAAAUAGUGUUUUCCCUGAGAUUUUACUUCAGAACAUUUUAUAUUUGUCAGGCGUUUGUCAGCGACCAAGGAUGCCUUCCACUCACGACUGGAUUAACAACCCUCUCGAUGUUGUUGAGGGGAUGUUUGCUGCCUCCCAGAGCAAUCCAAAAUCUGGAUGGGAGGCGAAAGUGGCUGAAUUCUUCAAAGAUCGCCUGAAAGAGAAGGACGCUCACACCUGGGUUCCGUCUUUGAACGACAUCCCUCUGCACUACCUGAAGCCCAAUAGCCUGGUGAAGUUUCGUUGCCUUAUCCAAGACAUGUUCGAUCCGGAGUUCUUCAUGGGAGCGUAUGAGACAGUGGAUCCAUCUACAAACGCCAAAGUGUUGCGAUGUGGGCGGUAUAAAGAUGUAACAGAAUGUGGGGUGGAUUUUAACUCCAGAAACACUGUGACUGCAGAGAGACAGACUUUCUACUGCGUGCCAAUCCCUGGAGAAAACCCCUGGGUGAAAGAGAGCUAUGCUUGCUCUAGCCAGGCGAGAGUGGUGCCUUCCACCUCCUACGCGCCAACCAGACAGAAACGCAGCUAUGAGGAAGACGACAUGGACGACAUGGACACGCAGCCACAGAAGCAGAGGGAGCCGCAUUCUGCUCCUCAAGGUCACACUGAACAGCAUGGCAAUGGUGACUGUAAGCGGCAGGAGACAGAAGCUCCUUCCAGCCAGACAGCAUCUGCCUCCCAUCUCGACCUCAACUUCCCCCUACCAGGAGAGAAGGGUCCCUCCUGCCUUGUCAAGGUGUACGAGGACUGGGACAGCUUCAAACUGAACGACACACUGGAGGUCUUCGGGAUCCUCUCUGUCAGUCCUGCUCUCAGCGCCCUGGCCGACGAGAAAGACGCUUCCUCAUCCAUCCUGGACCCGACAGAGUCCAUGGAGACGGCAGAGGAGCAGAGAGUGCACAGCCCGCCAGCCUCGCUCGUUCCUCGCCUCCACAUGCUCUACGCCAGGCCGCUGCCACACAACAACCCCCUGCUGCCAUCCGCCACCUUGGAGGAAAACGGUGCCUUUUUAUCUUCAACCCUGAGUGAGAUGGCCUCCGUCAGGGCGGAGCUGCUCACAUACUUAACUCACGUCCUGCUGGGAGAUGCCCUGGCCGCUGAAUACCUCAUUCUGCAUCUCAUUUCGAACGUGUAUGCUAGACGGGAUGUUCUCCCACUUGGCAAGUUCGCCAUGAACCUGAGUGGCUGUCCUGCUGCCGCCUCGUACACGCAACGCUUCUACCAGAUCAUCCAGCAGCUCGUGCCUUCUUCAUUCUAUUUGGGCAUGAGCCUCCAGAACAUGAACCAGAUGAGGUUGGUGCCCAAGAAGGACUACGUGGCCAAUCGGUUAGUGAGCGGAGCCCUGCAGCUGGCCAGAAACACUUCCCUCUUCCUGGAUGAAACCCAUCUGGAGCAGGGACAGCUGGACACAACAGGUGUGCGUAACGUCACGGCCCUGGGGAACCUGAUCUCGUGGCAGAAGGUUGAUUAUGACUUUAACUACCACCAGAUGGAAUUCCCCUGCAAUAUUAACGUGCUCAUCGCGUCAGAGGGCCGCUCGCUGUUGCCGUCGGACUGUCAGAUACACCUACAGUCUCAGGUCAGCCCACCCAACAUGGAGGAGUAUCUCAGCAGCAUCCAGUUGCAUCCACAGACUUCGUCACAGCUGAACAAGUUCCGAAUCUACCUGAGCGUGGCCCGUCAGCUCAACUACAGUAUUUCUGAUGAAAUGACAAAGUCAGUCGAGGAUGACUUUGUUGAUAUGAGAAAGGACGACCCCCAGAGCGUUUCAGCUGAGGACCUCCACAGGAUGCUCGUCGUGGCGAGGUUGCUGUCUCUGAGCCUGGGACAGACCUCUCUCACCAGAGACAGCUGGCUCCGAGCCAAACACAUCGACAUGCUGCGGAGGAGCCGGAUGGAACAGCACCAGUGUGUCAAUGGCAACGAGCCGUGAUCAGAGAGUCAAAUUACUUGGCUUUUGUUUUUUCUUUUUGAUACUGAGAAAAGUUUGUAAUAAAGAUGUUUUUCAUAUGCCGGAAAUAGUUCAUGUUGUGGUCAACAUUUAUUUUUUAUCGUGCCAAGUCGCAGAGAAGAUUUUGAUAUAUUUUCACCUUGUGGACUAACAGGAUUAAGUUGUAGAUUGUACAAAGUUAUAAUUACUGUAUUUUUCCCUUCAUUUUCACAGCCUGUUGAGUUUAGACCAAACUUUCUAUGUUUAUGAAAAAAGAUUUUAAUUGUUUUGCAAAAAUAUGUAAAUACAUUAAAGGUCCCAUAUGCUCA
Molecule: messenger RNA, 2370 nt
Organism: Acanthopagrus latus (yellowfin seabream)
Lineage: Eukaryota; Metazoa; Chordata; Actinopteri; Spariformes; Sparidae
Gene: mcmbp
Product: minichromosome maintenance complex binding protein
Exons: 16
Coding region: 143-2044 (633 amino acids)
Biological process (GO): DNA-templated DNA replication
Molecular function (GO): chromatin binding
Source: RefSeq, a predicted model, not a curated record